Molecule: messenger RNA, 1986 nt
Organism: Helianthus annuus (common sunflower)
Lineage: Eukaryota; Viridiplantae; Streptophyta; Magnoliopsida; Asterales; Asteraceae
Product: protein EMSY-LIKE 3
Exons: 10
Coding region: 333-1598 (421 amino acids)
Biological process (GO): defense response to fungus
Cellular component (GO): nucleus
Source: RefSeq, a predicted model, not a curated record
UAAAGUCAAAACCCCAAAACAAGCCGGAACUCAAAACAUAACAAUUAACUAAAAACAACCAAUCGCUUUCAAAUCCGCCCCUCAUACCCCUUUUCUCAUCACUCUUUCUAAACUCCAAAUUCAAACCCUAAUUCGCCUUCGAUCUUCGUCUUCAAGCCUCCAAUCAAUCGAUUAACGUCAAUUUCAUCUCUACACACCCGAAUCCACGAAACAAUUCGGUCCGUAUCAGAUUCAUUCGCGUUUUUACCAACCUUUUCGCGAAAUUUAGGGUUUUUGUGCGCUUAAUUCUUGUCGAAUUUCGAUUAAUCAAUCGGUUAGUUUGCAAGCUGGCUAUGGACUACGAACCUUAUGAUAGCAGCGGAACCGAUGAUGAUCUUCCGCCGUCCCAUCAAAACAGAAUUCCAAGAGGUGGACAUGUGGCAGGUAACGGAAGAUCUGCAGUUAUGGGUGCCGUACAAUAUCCUCCUCGUAUGUAUGGGGAAACUGAUAUGGAAGCCCAAAUUCAUCUCCUUGAACAAGAAGCAUAUAGUUCUGUCUUACGAGCCUUCAAAGCCCAAGCGGAUGCAAUUACUUGGGAAAAGGAAGGUUUAAUAACCGAGCUCCGAAAAGAAUUGAGACUGUCAAAUGAAGAACACAGGGAGCUUUUGCUCAAAGUAAAUUCAGACGAUGUUAUCCGAAGAAUAAGGGAGUGGAGACAGUCGAGUGGGCUUCAACCUGGGAUGGUCAACACGGGUCAAGCGGUCCACGAUCCAUUACCUAGCCCAUCUGUCUCAGGAACCCGUAAGAAGCAGAAGAUGAACUCAUCAGGUCCUUCUCAAUCCUUUGGUGUGCCACCUCAGCAUGUACCUCUACCCACUUCUUCAUCUGCUAGAAGAGCACCCGUGACCGGGAGUAAGGCGAAAAACAAGAAAUCAAUGAUGGGUGGAGCGUCUUCCGUAAAAACUCAGCAUCCUACAUCAAGCUCAACUGGGCGGGCCCAGCUUGGUAACCGUGCGACUUCUGGUGCUCUUGCAAUCGUGCCUGCUGAAACAUCAUCAUUUUCACCUUUAAUUGGGAGAAAAGUAAGAACCAGGUGGCCUGACGACAACAAUUUCUACGAAGCUACAAUAACAGAUUACAAUCCUGUUGAGGGUCGGCAUGCUCUAGUUUAUGAUAUGUAUACCGCAAACGAGACGUGGGAGUGGGUCAAUCUUGCAGAGAUAUCUCCAGAAGAUAUACAAUGGGUGGAAGGUGAGGACCCCGGGAUUCCACAUCGUGGAUCGGGUCGACCCGUUGGACGUGAUGGUGGUCCAGGUGGAGGAAGAGGUAGAGGGAUGACCAAGGGUCAAACAAGAAAAGAGUUUCCACCGUCACAGAACGGCAUAGGAAAGAAGGGUGUAGAUGAAAUUCAAUUACUCAACACUGAUACUCUAAUAAAGGAGGUGGAGCGGGUAUUUGGAUCUAGUCAUCCGGAUCCUCUUGAGAUAGAGAAAGCUAGGAAAGUCUUGAAGGAACAUGAACAAGCACUUGCCGAUGCCAUUGCAAGGCUAGCAGAUAUCUCCGAUGGUGAAAGUGAUGGAGGUCGGCCUAUGCGUGGACAACCAAUGGAUCGAGAAUGACCCAAAGAUGAAAAUAAUGAGUAGCUAAUACGGACCGUAAAUGGCACGGGGAGAAGUCAUAGCGACACAUAGAGAUGUUUAUUUUAGGGGUAGAGAUUGCACAACUGCAAUGAGGGUGUUAAAAGGCGUUGUAAAAUAUUAUGUUUGUUGAUUUAUACCUCUUAGUUAUAAUGUGUAGCAGGUAUUCUAGUUUUUUUUUUUACAAUUUUUUUUCGUAGGGGGGCAGGGGCGCGGGGUUAGUGAUGGUUAACUUAUCAUGUUCAUACUUCAUAUAAAUUCAUCUGCAAUUUUUUAUGCACUUCAAUUUGAGAAUUUGGGGUUUAGAUCCUGCAAAUUCAGUUUUGGGUGUGAAGACUAUGUUUUGAGUAUAGGAGAUGAUUAAUGAUUA